Messenger RNA from Protopolystoma xenopodis, 1206 nucleotides. NCBI's taxonomy places the organism in Eukaryota, Metazoa, Platyhelminthes, Monogenea, Polystomatidea, Polystomatidae. The record is from the annotation of a GenBank genome assembly.
AUGAGACCGGCUCGAGGACGGUGUCGGGCAAAAGAGGGCGGAUCAAACGAAACGAAGUCGACCUUCGAGGCCUUCGAGGCGACACUUUCGGUAGCGAUAAUUCAUAAGAUGCCUCAAAAUGCAACAUUUACUCGACGUCGUCUGGGCUCGCGGAUAGACAAGUCUCGUGACUUGGACGCUCCGACAGCCGAAUGGGCAUCGCCACAGACGUCAUCAGAGCACGGAGCCUGUCUGCAGGAAAUCUUCCCCGAGCCCGAACACAAAACGACUGGACGGCCCCAGCUCUACGCGAUUAGUGAAGAGUGCCACUUUGCCUCAACCAACGCAUACUUCCUUCGCAUCUCACUCUCUCCUACUCUCGCUUGCUUUGAUCCUUCUCUUACUCCAACCACUUUUCUCCAUUCCCCUGCCAAUUUUAACCUCUCUCAAUUUUUCUUCCUAUCCUAUUUUCUCCUUUCUAUCUUUUUCAUUCUAUUUUUAUUUUCUUCUCUCCUUCAUCCUCCUCUCUCUUUCCUCUUUAUCCUUACUCCACUCCUCUCUCUUCUUCUCACGCUUAUCUUAGCUUUUACUUUCUCUCUCUCUACUCCUCUCCCACCCUCUCUUCAUAUCCCAAUCUCUCCUCCGUAUCCUUCUUCCUCUUUUCUACCUCUUCCUCUCUCCACAUCUCUCCCACUCUCGCUCGCUUUCCUCCCUCUCUCUCUCUCUUCCUAUCACUCUUUUUCCAUCUCUUCCUCUUCCACUCUCUCCUACUCUCACUUGCUUUGCUCCUUCUCUUUCUUCAACCACUUUUCUCCAUUCCCCUGCCAAUUUUUACCUCUCCCACUUUUUCUUCCUGUUCUACUUUCUCCUUUCUAUCUUUUUCCUUCUCUUUUUAUCUCCUUCUCUUCAUUAUCCACCUCUCUCUUUUCUCUUUAUCCUUACUCUACUCCUCUCUCUUCUUCUCACGUUUAUCUCAGCUUUUACAUUUUUACUCUCAACUCCGCACCCACCCUCUCUUGCUGCCUCUGCCUCUGCCUCCCUCUCCCUAUCUCUCUUACUUUAUCUCUCUAUCUCUCUCCCUCCUCCAUACCAUACCCCUCUCAAGGCCUAUCCAACGGCCGUAAGCCGUUUUCUUCCGAUUUCCUACACCACUUCCGGUUACUGGGCCUCUUGUGCUGCCAGUUCGGUAUCAGCAACUCACAGAAUUUUGAACAGCCAAAACUUUAA